AUAUGUACAUGUAUAGCACCAAAGGUAUAUACAUAGACAUGUAUCACAGCUGAUCGCUCGGUCAGUGAACUCGCGGGUAGGUUAAGAUUUUGAUAAAUAAUUUAAUGUCAUAAUUGGUGGUAGUUUUAACUUGUCUCUCGAAAUAUAUCUUCUAAUACGAACGGACGUGCAUUUGCCUUUUUAUUAGUUAUCCCAGGUUCCCGGCUCCUAUAUAUCUCAUUUGGCGACGAAUUCGGACAAUUAAGCGUGCGGCAGUGAAAGGACAGUGUUAUAAUGUCGAUUGGAAAGUUGCAACCGUUUGAUCCUAGCGCGGACGAUUGGGCGUUGUAUGUGGAUAGGUUAGAACAGUAUUUCAUUGUGAAUAGCGUAACGGAUGCAUUGAAAGUGCCUACGUUAAUUACAGUGAUGGGCAGUGCAAGUUACGAGUUAUUAGUGACAUUGUGUACGCCGGACAAACCUUCAACAAAAAAAUUUGAAGUGUUAAAAGAACUGAUGACUAAUCAUUUACAGCCUAAAAGGAGCAUAAUGGCGGAACGUUACAAAUUUCGUCAACGAAUACAAAAAAAAGGCGAGUCGUUGGCGGUCUAUGUCGCGGAUUUAAAGAAGAUGACUCAAUAUUGUGAUUUUAAGACAGAACUGGAAAAUAAUCUACGGGAUCAAUUUGUGUGCGGCAUAGCGGACGAUACUAUUAGGCAGAGGUUGUUCGUAGAAGAUGGAUUGACAUUCGCCAAGGCUUGGAAGCUGGCGGUUGCCAUGGAGGCAGCAGAGAAAGACGCAGCGGCGGUCGAUAGUAGGACGCGCGGCACUAGUAAAGAGGUUGUGGAAGUGCUAUAUGCAUCGGCCAGCGGCAGCGGGGCCAGAAGACAGGGCUCGUCGGGGGCCUGGAGGUCUAACGGGGCAAGCCAGGCAGCGGGGCGCAGCAAGGCGGCACCGCAGGCAUGGGGCGGACGCGCACAGGCGAAGCCGGCGCCCGUGGCGGGAGCGGCAUCGGCAGGAGCGCCGCGCGCUCGCGAGCAGGGCCAGUGUCGUGCUUGUGGCGGCAAUCAUGACGCGGCGACUUGCAAAUUCCGCAUGUAUUCUUGUCGCGUAUGCAUGCAACAAGGUCAUUUAAAGAAGAUGUGUCCCCGACUACAAACCGGAGCUAGAGUGCAUGCGUUGGACGCGAACGAGGAGGACGAGGAGGAGUUGUUGAACGAGGUACAAUUGAACGCUUUAUCUGUAGGCAGUUUAAGUCGUUAUAAGCCGUUUAUGAUGACAUUGGACGUUAACGGAAUAGGUUUAGAAAUGGAAGUUGACACCGGUAGUGCCAUUUCAUGUAUAAGUCUUGAAUGCUAUCAAAAAUUAUUUAAUAAUCUACCUAUUUUAACACCUAAUGUAUUAGUUAACUUAUACGCAGGAGAAAGUUUACGCCCGGUCGGUAAAAUUACUCCAAUAGUUAAAUAUAAAAACAAAGAGAUAUCUUUAGAUUUAUUCGUUAUAGAUGGGGGCAAAAACCCAUUGUUAGGAAGACAAUGGCUGUACGAGUUGACAAUGGGCGUGGAGCCGUUUAGUUGUAACAAAAUUGAUACCAAAUUGGAACUUACUAUGGAUUCAUUGAUUUCUAGGUAUAAGGAUGUAUUCGCGGACGGGCUCGGGCGGUACACAGGCGGCACGGUGGCGCUGCGCGUGCGCUCGGGCGCCGCGCCGGUGUACAUGCGAGCGAGGCCGCUGGCGUACGCGCUGCGUGCGCCGGUGGAGCGCGCGCUGGACCAGCUGCAGCGGGACGGCAUUAUUACGCCGGUCGAGACGUCAGACUGGGCCACGCCGAUAGUACCGGUAAUUAAGCGUGAUGGACGUAUUCGCAUUUGUGGCGAUUAUAAAUUAACACUCAACAGAUGCUUAGAAGUUGACCGUUUUCCCUUGCCUAGAGUUGAGGACCUGCUUGUCAAAUUACACGGGGGGGAAACGUUUUCAAAAAUUGAUUUGUCUCAAGCCUAUGCACAAUUCGAAUUGGACGAGGCAUCUAAACCUUAUACCGUAAUCAACACGCAUAAAGGCUUGUAUAUGUAUAAUAGGCUGAUCUAUGGGCUAUCAUCGAAUCCGGGAAUAUUUCAAAGGAAACUAGAACAACUUUUCGCAGACUUACCGCGAGUAGGCGUUUUCCUUGAUGACGUAAUUAUAACGGGAGUAGACAGGGAAGAUCAUUUGCGUACAUUACAUCAAGUGCUAGGACGCCUCGAGAAAUUUGGGUUGAAAGUUAAGAAAGAAAAAUGCUCUUUCUUCGCGGAAUCGGUGACGUAUUUAGGGUUUCGCAUUAGUAAAGAAGGGGUUCACACGUGUCCGGAAAAGAUUAAAGUCAUAAAGGACAUGGCGAUACCGGCCAAUUAUGACAUAGAGUACGUGCCUACGGACAGAAAUGGAGCUGACGCAUUGUCCAGGCUACCAGUGGGGAAGCAGGCAGCAGACAGGACUGAGUCAGGGUGGCCAGCGAAGUGUGACGAUCCAGAGCUGCAGUCGUAUUGGGUAAGGCGACACGAACUGUACUCAGAAGCAGGGUGUGUCAUGUGGGGCUACAGAAUGGUGAUACCCACGACAUUAAGAAAGGACGUUCUACGUGAGCUGCAUAUAGGCCACUUUGGAGUCGUCAAGAUGAAAAGUCUCGCCCGGAGCUAUGUUUGGUGGCCCGGCAUUGAUGCUGAGAUCGAGAAAACGUGUCGGGAAUGCACCACCUGCGCUCUGGAAGCACCAGCCAAAUCUACACCACAAGCUUGGCCAUAUCUCGAAGAAGUUUGGAGUAGAUUGCAUAUGGAUUUCCUAGGACCCCUAAACGGCAUGACCUAUUUAGUAGUCGUAGAUUCAUCGUCCAAAUGGAUUGAAGUAAAACAAAUGACGAGAACGACGGCAGAUGACGUCAUCAGAGUUUUGAGGGAGAUGUUUGCUCGUUUCGGGCUACCCAAGAUGGUGGUAUCGGACAAUGGCCCGCCGUUCACGAGUGGAGAACUGGCUCAGUUCAUGCAAUUUAAUGGUAUAAAACAAACCUACUCCCCGGUGUAUCAUCCAUCUUCAAACGGAGCAGCGGAAGGUGCAGUAAAGCUAGUUAAAAAAACCAUUUUGAAGGCUUUACGGGAUAGGCAAGACGUGGACGCUGCGCUCCAGACAUAUUUACUGGCGUAUAGGAAUUCUAUUCACAGUAGCACGGGCGAGUCGCCGGCGAGGUUGCUGCAGCGACGAGGUCUGCGCACACGGAUGGACCUGCUGCGCGCUGACGCCGGCGCCGCUGCGCACGAGUGUGCGCGCGCCGCGCAGCUCCGACAGCGCGAAAACGCGGGGGGCGUCUCGAGGUCGUAUAGUGUAGGUGAUAAUGUUUGGGCUAGGAAUUUUAGCAAGGGGGAGAAAUGGGUUAGCGGUACGAUCACGGAACAAUUAGGUUCACGUAAUUAUUUGGUGCAAAGGGAAGACGGUCAAAUUAUGAAAAGACAUAUAGAUCAGUUACGCAAUAACUCACGCUUAGCUAUAACGGCGUGCCCAGCGGCGGACUACGACGAUAACCAUGAUAACUCGGAGCCGUGUGCGCCGCCGGAGCCCGCCUCUGUGCCGCCCGCCCCGAUACCUAAACGUGUGCCCGUGCCCGUAGAAAGAUAUGGCAAUCCCAUAUUAUAUUAA
Molecule: messenger RNA, 3642 nt
Organism: Cydia fagiglandana
Lineage: Eukaryota; Metazoa; Arthropoda; Insecta; Lepidoptera; Tortricidae
Exons: 3
Coding region: 274-3642 (1122 amino acids)
Biological process (GO): DNA integration
Molecular function (GO): nucleic acid binding
Source: RefSeq, a predicted model, not a curated record